UUAAUCGUGUGCACGACUAUGUUGUAUAUAAAUAUGUAUAUGUGAUAAAUAAAAAUUAUAUCAAUAAUAAUGUACAUUUUUCGCUAUCCUUUGACUCGUCACAAUAAUUACAUUGACAUCGAAUCGAACGCAUUUCCACAAAUUAACUAUAAUGGGCACAAUUUUCUAUGUAAAAACCGCGCAACUGAGGAAAAAUAAACGGAGAAAAUCCAGAUUUUAAUUGUCAUGGAAUAAAAAAAAAGUGAUACCUGCAAUUUUGCGUAUAACGUGUAUACAUUUUUAUUUAUUUUAUGUUGUUUCUCAAUGUUAGUGGUACCCUAAUUGUAAGCCACAGUUUCCUUUUUGUAAACUCUGUGAUAUUAAAAAUAAUGCAAAUGCACGUAAAAUGCCCCAAAAUAACGAAAUGAAUAAUAAAUCAUUGGUGCGGGCAAAAAAGUGUGAUAAUUAAAUAAGGCGAUACACAAACACACAUACGGAACCACAUCGUAAAAUAAAAAUUGACGACCAAUCAAAAUGAGUGAUAAAAUGGGUGAAAGGUUGCGGAGAUUCAGUAAAAUUAGUCCGUCGAUGGGCAAUGCCCAGUUCGGGUAUUCAGUGUGUCCGAAAUCAGAUGACGAAUUCUCAAAACCACUUCCGAAAACUCUAGCUAUUCCACUGUCAGCAAUACAAACUACACCACAACGACAUGGAAAAAUGGCAGGAUAUAAAGAUGUAAAUGUUGGUGCAGGUAGUAACGGAAAUAAGGCCACAGGAUUUGUCAGUUCCCGGAGUGAACCGAUUUCAUUGACGGCUCUAGAGAAGGAUUGUUUCAUCAUACCAUUCAAUGCCAUUGACAGAUUUCUGCCAGCCGGAGUGCCACUUCCACCGCCAAUAGAUUCAACAGAUACGAAACAGGGUCCACUCAAUGUUCUGGAAGUGUCAGAUCCAAAAUUGUGUAUAUUAGCACAUUUGAUGUCAACGUAUGAGCCAAUAGAGCCCGUUCUGGAGUCUCCGUUAAUACAUCCAAUCCACAAACAACGCAUUGCUGCAUCAGAAUUACUACACGAAAUACAACAAGGAAACAAUGCGUUAGGUGGAAUGCUACUUGCCAACAUGGAACGGACGGCUGAGUUUCCAUUCAUUAGUUAUUAUGUAAUCAAUACUCAACAAACGGAUCCCAAUAGUUUUUACACGGGUGUCAGAGUAAAAUCACUGGCAAAGUUUGAACCGAAGGUAACAAGAUACACUGCUGCCCACACACUGGAUUUAUACUCGGAAGUAGCGAGUAUUUGCAGACCGCCACUUUGUCUCAGUCAAAACGAAUUGGGAAACUUUAAAAAAUCUCUCACGCCUUCCACUGGCUACAUAAUAAGCGUUUUCAAGGUAUUCGAAGGAGAUGAUGGAGAACGAUUUGAACGAAAUUGGCUAUUUUGGACAGGAGCUCGUUCAAUGUACAGAUACUUGCCACGCAGUGUAAACCUCAGAAAAAUAACGUUACACAAGUCGGCAUCGGCGAAAGGCGACAAAAUGUAUUUGUUAAUUUGUGAAUGUGCGGACUUGUUGAAGAAUUUGAAUGGAGCUGCCGUAUUGAUUCCUACACUAAGAUCCCGUUUAUGCGGAUACACUGGUUUAUAUAAACCAAUACAAACUUUUUAAACUAAGUAGGAAUUUUAUCGCUUUUUUACAUAAAUACAACUAUAGACUUUAUUGCAUAUACUUAUACAUAGUUUUUAAACAAACUCUAUACAAAAAAUUACGAUCAUCAAGUUAGAAGAGUUGUGAAAUCUUUGAAAAAAAAAAUCGCUAAAUAAGGCACCUAAUCAAUAAGUAGGAUUAAACACUGAGCGAAAAAUGCAAGCUUUUACAAAGACAACUUCUUUUUCUCAGUAUACCAUACAAAAUAUACA
Messenger RNA from Culicoides brevitarsis, 1886 nucleotides. RefSeq lists its product as uncharacterized. Bases 514 to 1635 code for a protein of 373 amino acids. The record is from RefSeq and is a predicted model, not a curated record. The transcript has 9 exons. Lineage: Eukaryota; Metazoa; Arthropoda; Insecta; Diptera; Ceratopogonidae.